Molecule: messenger RNA, 1061 nt
Organism: Gaeumannomyces tritici R3-111a-1
Lineage: Eukaryota; Fungi; Ascomycota; Sordariomycetes; Magnaporthales; Magnaporthaceae
Exons: 3
Coding region: 506-1003 (165 amino acids)
Source: RefSeq, a predicted model, not a curated record
GCAUGCAGUGGCACUACCGGCCGGGCCGGACAACGACUUUUUUUUUUCUGUUGACUGCUGGCCAAUGGAGCACCACGUAGCCACCGUCGCCCUUGAGCACUCAUGUUCGCCCUCUCUGGGAGAAAGAGAGAGGGAGAGCGAGAAGGAGUGGAAGAAGGCAGCAUGGACUGUCGCCAUCCAUGACCCUCCUCUUUCUUUGCCCCUGUUGAAAUCCGUCCUCCAUCAAACCAGCCCAGCAGCAAACCCAGAACCCCAUCAUCAGUCGAGCAGCCAAGCCUGUUUUUUAAUUUUUUUAUUUAGCCUUUGAGCGACGGGAAAGUCUGAACCGGGUUUAGCAGAGAUAAAGCUUGAUCGGGCGGCACGCCCCCUGACUCGCGACUUGGCGCGAAGGGCGCGCGACUGUGGAGACCCCUCCCCUCCUCCCCCCCUCCACCAUGCAGGUUGCCACCCAGGUUGCUCGCGGGAGGCGCUUCGUAUAAGCCGGCCAGUGGGGAAAAAAAAAGGGAUGGAAUGGGAUGAGAAUGCAUUGUUGGAAACGAAGGUCCCGUGCCAAGGGUCCAAGGUCCGGUUCUUGCCUGCUGUCUAUUCUUUGUUUUCGGACUACCUGCUCAAGUGCCGAUCCGGCCGAGCCAACAUCACCACUACCAUUAUGAGCAGGCAAUGCAUGUAUGCACAUGUAAAUUCCAUGCAGCAUACAUGUUUGGUAGAUAUCUCGAAGCGAGGCGCGGCACUCUCGACGCAACUCGGGGUGGUCCGCCCUCCGCGGAGCCCGCCGCCUUGGCUGUCUGUCGACAUCGUUCAACUUUGCAUCAUGGCAAGCAGCAUCAUCGCCUCCAACGAUCGACGGGCUAGAUGCAAGGUUGAGCCCGGAUCGAGGUGGUCCAAAGACCAGGCACAGGCAGACUUUGAUAUUUUUCCUAUUAUACCCUCCCCUGCUCUCCCAUAUUACCUUUGCGGGCUUCUCGACCAUUCCAAGCGCCCCAUAAAUCCCGUGGUCAAGUGAAAAACGCACCUGCCUGGCUAUCUGGAUGGUCCAACGGCAUUGACGGCUUGCAGCGAAA